AUGCUCCACCAGGAACCUCAAGCUCGCUCGACUUCGAGUCUGCCGUACGCGACAGCUUUUCAAAUGCCUGCGGCCCCAAUGAUAUGGGUUAAUGGGUAUCCAGGCUCGGGAAAAUUCACUGUCUGCGAAGUGAUAAGACAGCUUGUGCCAGACGGAGCCAUCAUCCUAGAUUCUCAUAAACUCAUCGACCCCGUCGAGGUCAAGUUUCCGCGACUACAUCCCGAUUAUCAAAAAGAACGACAUAUUUAUCGCCAAGCCAUAUUUAAACAACAUGUAUACAACAAAGACGCGCUCUCUAAACUAGUCGUGUUCACGGACUUUCAAUCAAAUAAUGCUCUUGGCCGAGAUGUGGCGACUGAGUAUAAAAUAGCUGCUCUAGAAUCAGGCAGGCCGUUUUUGCCGGUCUACCUGGUCUGCGACGUCAAUACGAAUCUCAAGCGUGUCAACACUAUCGAGCGUAUCGAUAGUGGGACGAAGAAGUUAACAAAUGUCGAAUUGGUCCGAGAGCUUCGUGAGAAAUGCGAACUUUUUCACUUCGACGAUUGUCCGGGGCUCACACUCGACUCGACAGGGGCAUCGCCGCUUGAGAUUGCCUCAAAGAUCCUUGAUUUUGUCGACAACAGCCGGCGUUCUUUUUAA
Messenger RNA from Penicillium cosmopolitanum, 639 nucleotides. RefSeq lists its product as uncharacterized. Lineage: Eukaryota; Fungi; Ascomycota; Eurotiomycetes; Eurotiales; Aspergillaceae. The coding region runs from base 1 to 639 and encodes 212 amino acids. The record is from RefSeq and is a predicted model, not a curated record. The transcript has 2 exons.